CCGUCUGUCCGUCUGUCUGUCUGUCUGUCUGUCUGUCUGUCUGUCUGUCUGUCUGUCUGUCUGUCUGUCUGUCUGUCUGACUGUCCAUCUGUCUGACUGUCCAUCUGUCUGUCGGUCUGUCUGUAUGAACACAUAAAUUCAGCCCAUAUUGAAUGUAUGCAAAUUCAGGCUAAUGAUUCCACUCCUGUGUUAAAGUGGUUUAUUGUUGUGCUGACACAUCCAGGAAGAUCUAACGAAGUCAAUAUACCAUAAAUAAUGAUUUGUUGCCUUAUCAAUGCAAGACUACUGUCUUUGCUGCUGACUCAGGAGUCAAACCUUCGGCCCAAACCCAUUCUCACGAUGCUUGUCCCCACGUAGCGACACAGCACUUGACCACAAACCCUCUGGUGCCUCUUUCGUCGACUGUAGAGCUCAUAAAACAGGCCGUUCAUACGCUGAAAAAAAAUAGUUUGCAAAAAGUUCAUUGGCAGGCUGUAGCACAGAGAGGCAGUUAAAGGUGGUUUAUUUGUCAGGGCUGUAAUGAAGUUGUUGGACUCGUUUCAAAUAUUUUUUUUUUCCUUUCCAGUUUGUUAAUGAGGAAUUCAAAGUGACACGGUGAAGAACAUGAAAACAAGCUAAGUGUCUCCUGUCUUUGUUUCUCACUGAUUAACAACUUGUCCUUACUGCAUUAUUAUUGUUUUGAGAGUUGUUUGUAACAGGGAGUUUCUUUGGCCUGUGGUGAUGCUGGUUGCAGCUUUUUCUCUGAUACUGUGAAAAGUGAUGUGCAGUAAUUGAGUAACGAUCGACUACGGGACUCAGUCUGAAGCUGCUGCACAAGGAGCCGGUCGGUGAAGCUCGGCUCGCUGAACUCAGAAUUGGCGAAUCAGUUGUCGCUUCCUGUUUAUUCAAGGUUUAUUAAUAUUUAACUUAUCGUGUGUCCAAAUUGCACCUUAGCAAUUCACAUGUCAAGUGUGAAGCUAAUGAGAUGAACGGUUGUACAGACACGCGAGCCACAUACAGACAGAUUCCUGGAAUUGGUAGACAGCUGAAGAAGAAAACAAACUGCCUCUUGAGUCUUGAAUUUAAGAACUAAACGUAAUUAUUCAUAUUUUGUUGACGGAUCAAACUGCAUCACGGCCACGUUUAACGACCCCGUCCCCAGUGGACGUCCUCUGACCACCUUUGCUGGUUUCACUGUGGUUUGUGACAUUAAUUCCGACACAUUGAUCAUCGGGGGAUUUUGUGUUUUUCCCGUCUGUGAGGCAGCGGGAGAGAUGUGAGCAUUACAGCUCAUCACUUAUGAAAGGACUCUCUGAGCUUCUCCCUGUGUCGACCUGCCCCACGCAGACCCACGUCUCGCUUGUCUGACUCUGCAGCUUGAUCCUCCCUCAUGUGGGUGUUCAUCGUGUGAAUUUAUCAGCUUUUUUUGUCCCUCACAAAAAUGGUGGAACGACAGACUGUGUAGAAAUGUGUACAGGACAGUUGUAGUUCCCACAUGGUCCGAAUGCUUCAAGCAGAUUAGCUGAGUUUGUGUAUUAACCUCUUGAAAAAUGAUAAGUAAGAAUAUUUUUUCAGAACUUUAAAUACAAAUAUGAUGAAUACCUAAUGUUGUAGGAGAACAAACUUCAUCUGAAUACAUGCAUUCAAGGGUUUUAAUUACUUGAAAAAGAAAUAUUAAAUGUCUAACUCGGUCUUAAUAGUUAUUUAUCUUGCAUUGAUAUCUUUCAACAUUGAUUUACACUUCAUCUCUCUCAGUUUCUUGAUAUACAGAGCCAGGGAACUGAGGGUGUCAGGUUCCAGAUAAGAUUAAUCUGCUCGUCAAAUCAACUCUUUACUCUGAAUCACAUGCACACACGUGCACGCUCAUUACAAAACAGCUUCUAGACUUUGCACUGCACGAUUCUUCAUUUUCACACCGUCCACGCAUUUAGGAAUCCAGGGAAAAGGGGAUUGAAAAGGUUCCAUCCAGCUUCUCGUGUGCACGUGUGUUUCACAGAACUUCACAGACUUUGGCCAGGAGGAUCAUGUGACCUCGACAGGUACGGUUGACAUUUGAUUUUACAUGUUAUAUAAGGUGUGUUUUAUGGUGUUUUGAUUUUCAUUGUGAUUCUUUCCCUGACUUGAACAUGAUCCAGAUUCUGGGUCCAGGCCUCUUUCAGUCCAGGCUCACAGAAGGUGGUUAAUCUCCAUAAUUAAAAAGCUUGAAAAUCCCUUCUUUUUUUUUUAAAACAGGUUUUCAUGCAGUCUAUGAAAAAAAUCCAUGUGUAUUAUGUGUAUUGUGUAUUUUUCAUCAGCAGAAAAAGGAAUUGAGCUAAAUCCUGUCAUGCAUGGUAAAUCUAAUCUGCUUGCAGUGACUGCGGUCCAAUGAGAUGACAAGUACAGUCGCUUACAAUGGCAAAAUUAUGCUUUUUAAUUUAUUUGACUGGACAAACAGAAGCAUUAUUCUGUCUGGUAGAGAUGUUGUAAGAGUUUUAACAGUUUAAUGCCUGAAAAUCUCACACCUGACAUUAGGAUUCGAACAUCUGAAUGUUCAUAUACGUUUAUAACCCAGAUGAGUGCUUGAGGGGGAUGCAUUUCUUUUGAUUAAAGCUACAAAUACAAUAACACUCAGUCAAAAACAUAAACAAGGCGUAGUAGUACUAUAUGCAGUGCAAUAAAAAGUCAGUAUAAUGUUUUACUUUGGUUGUUAGAGUGUCUGAACUGUGAACAUAUACAAUGACGUAGACUAAAAUUAACUUUAAUCACAGGAGGAAAGAAAAGAAAGAGGUUGAAACAGAAAAUCAGAGACUUACUCACUUACACUAAGUGGAUAAAAGUAUUUGGACACAUGAACUUUACACUAAACUCAUAGGUAUUAAUGUCCCCAAGGGUUUCGAACCAGCACACAGAGAUUUGCUCCUGUUCAGAUCAUCCAGACUGUUGUUGUUGGGGCUGACGUCAGAGCUCUGGGCAGGUCAGUGGAAUCCUUAAACACUAACUGGGAAAGUCAUGUAUUUACUGUAUAAACUUGGCUUUGUGCACAUGCAGUAUCAAUACGCUAAAAGAGCAAAGGCCUUCCUCAAAGCAAGGUUUUGUCUAAAUUAUUUACUUUGUAUUAGUUUGAUGAACCCGUGGAAAGUACACAAAGAUAAGUAGUGUAGAUGCAUUUCUCCCUUGUGUUAAAAGCCGUGCAGAUUAACAUGGACUCUCUGAAGAAGGUCCAGAGGGGGAGGACGGCUGUGGCGCCGACAGCCGCCCCUGACGGUGGCUACGCCUGGUUCGUCUUGCUCUCCUGCUUCCUGGUCUUUGGACUGACCUUUGGGGUCAUUAAGUCCUUCGGCGUUUUCUAUGUCGAGAUACAGCAAUACUUUGAAACCACGGCAACAGGAACAUCAUGGAUCACCUCUAUUGCUGUGGCCACCAUUCACGUUGCAGCUCCUGUAGCCUCUGCUCUGAGUGCUCGCUGCAGCCAUCGCUCUGUGGUGAUAACGGGUGGACUGAUUUGCAGCUCAGGAGUCAUGAUUGGGGCUUAUGCUAAUAACGUGAUUGAACUCUACUUAACAGUGGGGUUCUUGAAUGGUCUGGGCUAUGCUUUGACCUGGACCCCCACAGUGACCAUGCUGGGCUUGUACUUUGAGAGGAGGCGUCCGCUGGCGAACGCCUUGGCCAGCACUGGAGAGUGCAUCUUUACCUUCGUCCUCACACCCCUGUUCCAGCUGCUGAUCGACACCUACACCUGGAGGGGGGCUCUGCUGAUCCUGGGGGCUCUGCAGCUCAACUUGUGCCUGUGUGGGAUGCUACUGAGGCCGCUAAAACCCCCCCCAGAGCUGACUCAUGUCGAUGAGGUCAAAGCAGAAGAGACAGAGGAGCAGAGAAUAUGUGAGGGGUCUGAUCUGGGCACAGUCAAGGUGUGUCUUGAAGACCCCGAGGAGAUCACUGAUUCAAAAGACUCAAAGACGGCUGAAUUAAGGACCAGAAUCCUGCGCUACGUAGAUUACACCCUCAUCUCUAACGCUCAGUUUAUGGUCUACUCGAUGUUCGGGGUGUUUGCCGCUCUGGGUUUCUUUGCCCCAGCGUUGUUCCUGGUCCCUUAUGCUCGCAGUAAAGGAAUCGAGGAAUACCAGGCGGCUGCGCUCAUGUCCAUCUCUGCAGCGCUGGACGUGUUUGGAAGGGUGUUCUUUGGCUGGGUGGCAAACCUGAGACUGGUGGAGACGGUGCAACAGCUGACGGCUACGGUGAUUCUCCUGGGCUCUGUGCUGCUCCUCUGCCCACUGGCCUCCUCCUUCUCCGAGCUGGCCGCCUUCAGCGCGGCUUACGGCCUCGUGUACGGCGCCGCGGUCUCCAUCCACAUCACCGUGCUGGCCGAGGUGGUGGGUGUUCACAGGCUCGGCAGCGCACUGGGGUUCUUCAUGCUCAUACGCAGCGGCGGAGGCCUGCUCGGACCGCCCAUCGCUGGAUACUUCAUUGAUAAGAUGGGGAACUACGGGACGGGCUUCAUUAUGGCCGGAGUGUCUCUCCUCGUCUCUGCCCUGUUCCUGCUCCUCCUCCAUCAGAUGACCCGCAGGGGUCAGAGGUCGACGAAGAGGAAUCACAAUAUGCAAACGGACAAAAUGGGACAAAGCCUCGGAGGCGAAGUCACAGAUCUGAGCAUGAAAUCAAAGAUGGAGAAAUAGUUUCUGAUGCUGAUGGAGGUAAAUCUCAAGAUAGCGGUCAAACAUUAAAAAAAUUGUAAAGACUGAGGCAGUGUUGUCAGAGGUGUGAAAGUGUCACGUGAAGAAUCAUCUGCAGGAUCGACCAGGUCUUUGGAAUCCUCAAGUGUCUGUAGGUGAUGACUUGAUGGAUUGGAGGGAGCAUCUCUGUUUAUAACACAGACCACAGACAGCGUGUGCAUGCAGGAAGUGAUGAGACUGAUAAAACACUCUGCGGUAGAUCUGCCCUGUUUGUUAUCAGUGGUUAAACUGUGGUUAGAAUAGAGGAGCUCUUUAUGUAUUGUUUUGAACUUUACUUGAAUGAUCACUUCAGUGGUUGCAUCAUACAGUACGUGUCCAUGGGCAAUUUAAAAACCAGUCUGCAACCGCGAUACUUCAAACUUGUGUUUUCAUAUUUAUUAUGCUUUGCACAGUUUUACUUAAUUUAUUUGUAAUGUAUGGAAUUGGUUCAUUUGUGAAAAUGAAUGUUGUUUUUUUAAGAGAUUAAAUGUUUAAACCAGGACACUUUUCCUGUUUUAAUAAUAUAAUAUUAACAGAGGUUACCAACUCAGUAAUACUGUAUAAAUUUAAGAUAUUGAUAGGAGGGUUUUGGAGGGUUGUUUUCUAUAAGACAAGUGGAAAAACAUUAAAAGACAAGAUGUUGCUCCUCUCUACCCAAAACCUCUGGACUUAGAAAGAAAACUGCAUAUACUGUGUUAUUGUAUCAUACAUUACAGAUGUUUUAUGAAUGGAUCAAUGCCGGGGUUACUCAGUGAAAAUGGGACUAUGGCUCCCCCCAGUGAGAAGACGAUGACGUUGCAUUCCCAGCACUGCACAGCUGCAGGGCUGAGCUGCAAAAUGUAGAUAAAUACACACACAUUACAACACAGGAAAAAUCAGAGAGUUCACAGAUAUAAACAGAAUUAAGUUGCAUUAGUUGUUUUGGUCCGAUUACUCAAAACCUAAGAAAAUGUAUGAAGUCUGCUCCCUUUAAUUUACAGGAUAAUUUUAAUCAGCCUCAGAAGUGAACUGAAGUGUUAAAUUAAACAACAAAAUAAGUUGUGGUUGAAUGAGCUUCUCUCCGACUUGUGUCCCAGUAGUGAAGCCUGAAACCGAGUGGGAAUCUGCUGCAGAAUGUUUGGUAUGUGCAACCGGCGAGCGAACGAGCGCUCAAACCCCCGGACCAGCGAGAGGCCCCAGAUACACAUCUUAAACCUGCUGCAGUGCAGAUAUAACAAGAAUAAAUAAACAUGUCAUCCUCCAUAAAUCUGAAAUAACAAACUGCAAACCGAGGUUUACAAACAGUGGCCCACACUGAAAUCUCCACCGCACAGACAGACACACACACACUCACUCAGACUCACUCAGACUCACACACAGACAGACACACACACACACAUAUGCCAAAGGAAGGAUACUGCAGAAUAGAAAACUUACCACAACAAGAGAGCUGGUAAAAAAAAAAACACAAUGCUUUUAUCUGCCAGAGAAAAACAAAGACAUAAUCCAAGCAUGCAGUGGUCGACUGGAGAGACAAGAGGCCUCCUAUUAUUUGUGAAACACUGCCAGGCUCAAAAUUAUCAGAGGAUUUCCAAUCCAGUGAAAGUAAUGUCUCCUGUUAUUUGAUACGUGAGGAAGUUUGAUCUGUUACUUGCACGUCAGUAUGUCUGAAAACCCUAAACCCAUAUUUACCCAGUCUCUGUACAUAAGAGGAAAAACAAGUCUGACUGAGCAAUACACAAAACAAGCACACGUGGAGAUACACACCAUUUUAUUUACUGGGAUUACUGAGAGAAUACUGUUUUCUUCUUUACCUUGAAGUACAUGUGAAGUUGUUUUAAAGGGAAACUCCACCAAGUUGAUGUAUUAAGUUCACUAAAGUCAUCGUGAGGAGAACUUCCCUGUAACAUAAUGUGUUCUUAGGCUCUGGAGGGAGAUUUGUCAAAGUAUGAGAGAAUAAAUAACCAAGAACAUGU
Hippoglossus stenolepis (Pacific halibut) is the source of this 6622-nucleotide messenger RNA. RefSeq lists its product as uncharacterized. The transcript is spliced from 5 exons. Gene Ontology annotation, molecular function: monocarboxylic acid transmembrane transporter activity. The record is from RefSeq and is a predicted model, not a curated record. Bases 3120 to 4631 code for a protein of 503 amino acids. Gene Ontology annotation, biological process: monocarboxylic acid transport; transmembrane transport. NCBI's taxonomy places the organism in Eukaryota, Metazoa, Chordata, Actinopteri, Pleuronectiformes, Pleuronectidae.